This is a messenger RNA of Tripterygium wilfordii, 1755 nucleotides long. Its product is annotated as acyl-coenzyme A oxidase 4, peroxisomal-like. Gene Ontology annotation, molecular function: flavin adenine dinucleotide binding; acyl-CoA dehydrogenase activity. Bases 215 to 1534 code for a protein of 439 amino acids. NCBI's taxonomy places the organism in Eukaryota, Viridiplantae, Streptophyta, Magnoliopsida, Celastrales, Celastraceae. The record is from RefSeq and is a predicted model, not a curated record. The transcript is spliced from 13 exons. Gene Ontology annotation, biological process: fatty acid beta-oxidation. Gene Ontology annotation, cellular component: peroxisome.
CAUAUGGUGCCAAUUUUUUAGGUUAUCCGUUUUGACGUUUUGUUUCAAGAUUCCGUCAUUCCGAUUUGAGUGUCCUCGGGCGCAUAGAUUCGCGUGCCCGGUGCUUCAGCUUGGACUCAUCUCCUUUUGCGUGCGUUGCUGAUUACUUCAUUUCGACAAACCAUUUCAUUCCAACAAGCUCGGCGUUCUCCGAUUCUUAUUGACCAAGGCAACCAUGAACCGACGCUCAUCGGAAAAUCAAGAUGAUAUAGACAAAGGUAAAAGGAGUUCAUAUUUUGAUUUGCCACCGUUGGAUGUUUCCAUUGCAUUCCCUCAGGCUACUCCUGCAUCCAUCUUUCCUCCUUGUGCUUCAGAUUAUUAUAACUUUGAUGAUCUAUUAACUCCUGAAGAGCAGUCUAUCAGGAUGAAAGUAAGAGCAUGCAUGGAAAAAGAAGUAGCCCCUGUAAUGGCAGAGUAUUGGGAGAAGGCAAAGUUCCCUUUUCAUGUUCUUCCAAAGCUUGGUGCCUUGGAUAUUGUUGGUGGUACAAUCAAGGGUUAUGGUUGUCCUGGUAUCUCCAUUACUGCAUACGUUGUUGCUGUUGCUGAAGUUGCUAGAGUUGAUGCAAGUUGUUCUACUUUUAUUCUGGUUCAUUCAUCUCUAGCAAUGCUCACUAUUGCACUUUGUGGUUCAGAGGUGCAGAAACAGAAAUACCUACCGUCUUUGGCCCAAUUACGUACUGUAGCUUGUUGGGCUUUAACUGAGCCUGGCUAUGGAAGUGAUGCAAGUUCUUUGGAAACAACCGCAACAAAGGUGGAAGGAGGAUGGAUACUUGAGGGACAGAAGCGCUGGAUAGGGAACAGCACCUUUGCAGAUGUAUUGGUUAUAUUUGCUAGGAAUACCACCACAAAUCAGAUAAACGGAUUUAUAGUGAAGAAAGAUGCCCCUGGAUUAACAGCAACAAAAAUAGAAAAUAAAAUCGGUCUCCGGAUUGUACAAAAUGGAGAUAUUCUUUUGAAAAAAGUUUUUGUCGCCGAUGAGGACAGGUUACCUGGUGUCAAUUCAUUUCAGGAUACGAGCAAGGUUCUGGCAGCUUCUCGUUUAACGGUUGUUUGGCAACCCGUUGGUAUAUCAAUGGGUGUCUAUGACAUGUGUUACAGGUAUCUGAAGGAGAGGAAACAGUUUGGAGCCCCAUUGGCAGCUUUUCAGAUCAACCAACAGAAACUUGUUCAAAUGCUUGGUAAUAUUCAAGCAAUGAUCCUCAUUGGUUGGCGCCUUUGUAAGUUGUAUGAGGUCGGCAAAAUGACACCAGGGCGUGUCAGCUUGGGAAAAUCAUGGAUCAGCUUGAAGGCAAGGGAAACCGUUGCUCUUGGGCGAGAGUUACUUGGUGGCAAUGGAAUUUUGACUGAUUUCCUCGUCGCAAAGGCAUUUGGUGAUUUGGAACCCAUCCACACAUAUGAAGGCACCUAUGAAAUCAACACCUUGGUAACGGGAAGAGAAAUCACUGGUUUUGCUAGUUUCAAGCCACCUCCAUUGAGCAAGCAGAGCCGCCUGUGAGACAGCGUAAAGUUGUAAGCCUUCUUGCCUCCCAUAAGAGAGUUACAGGAGAUACUCUUUUCAAAAUAUAAUUCUUGCAUAUAUUGUUUAGUAUGGUAUGUAUCACUCACUAUGGAUCUGUAGUUGUCAUUCUUGGGAGCAAGAGCAAUAAAUGACAUGAAACUUUAUUCUUAAAAUAAAUGUUAACUUAGUUGGCGGAAUGACAAAGUAAUUAAACUUAA